UCGAUCGAGGCUCACGUUCCAUCCACUCCCCGAAAUUCUCGAUUGUUUCACGAGUCGCGAUUACCGAUACGUUACGUACGGGAGAUAUAAAAAGGGAGAGAGAGGGAAGAGAGAGAGAGAGAGAGACGAGCGAGAGAAAUAAAAGAGAAAGAGAAACACUGAAACACUGCGGAAUCAUCUUUGAUGGGGCGAUCGUGAAUCACAAGCAUCGUGACAGUGCGAUGACACCUGUGCUUUGCCGAGAAGAACUGAUCGACGGGACUGCAGCUGCGGGGGUGUUUUUCCGCGGUGCACCAUAGGAAUUUUAUGUAACGACCGGAAGACGUCGGUUUGCUGCCAUUGACUUCAUUCCCGACAAGCCAGACGAUGUUUAAACGUUUGUCAAAAUCGAGGCGUCACAGUGUCGACGAUGUUGCUCUAUCCACGUCGAAUUCUGUGGUCCUGGACGAGCCGUUGGGGACUUCAAUGUCACGGGACAACAGUCAGGAUCCGAGCAGCACCACCUUGCUGAGGAUCUCCAGAAGCAAGUAUGUCCGGAGGAGCUGUGGCGAUGUAACGAUGCAGUCGUUGCUCGGACCGAAACAAAACGACGAGCAAGAUGUCAUCGAAGCUGAUUACCAAACGGUUACCGCUAUGCCAGCCUUCAUCGUCGAGCAUGAUCCGGGAAAACAACGAGCGUCAGGUCUAGGAAUUUGGGGUCGUCGGAUGAGCAAAAAGAUCGAUUCGUUUCGGCAGGGCAGAUCUCGCGAGACCGUUUGCUUCGUCACGGAAAGACCCGAGAAAGUUGACCGCAGUGGCGCCAAUAAUAACAAUAAAAACACUAAUAUCAACAACAACGACAGCAACACCAAUAAUAAUAAUAACAACGACAUCAACGUCCAGCAAUUGAGCAAGCUGCAUCUGGACGAGAAAUUAAGUAGAAAAUUGCCGGGUGCUUGUCAGCGAUCUCCGUCGCCUUUCAAGUCGUUCUUCAUUCGAAUGGGUUCCACCGGGAUGCUCAAUUCGGCCAAAACCAACAGAAGAUCCCAAAAUAUCGAGGAAAGACUGAAGAUACUGGAUAAGGAGAGCUUGUUCAGGAGCUGUAGUACCAGCCAGCUGAACAACAGUCCGACCUACGUGAAGGGCGAUGAUCCCUCCGAAGGAAUAGACCUGCAGAUAUCAGCGCGAAAGGACAAGACAGUUUCCUGCGACAACCUGGCAUCCGGACACCGAGGCAACGAGCAAGAAAUCUUCGAGGCUCGCGCGAGACGCGAUUCCGCCGGCUCCAACUCCCUGGGAAGUCCUUCGGUGAGUUUCAGCACUUACGACCUCGGGCGAUCAGAGGACGACGAGCCGUCGUCGUGCAUGAGGAAGAGCAGCAGCUGCGACUUGAAGGAGGCGAGGAAGUCCAGCUUCCCGUACGCUUUCCUGCGAUCGAAGCUCUCCGUGUUGCCCGAGGAACGUCACGGAUCAUUAGUAGCCAAGGAUGAGAGGCUCUUCAAGACGGCCUCGGAGGAGCACUUCCCGACGCUGAAGAUCGAGGACCCCUACACCGGUACCACCACUCUCGGCCGAAGGAGAUCGAGAAUCGGAAACGGGACCGGCCAUGCUAAUCCCGCGAGGGAUCAGGAGAGCGCCUCGGGGCUGAGGCGCGCUUCCUACACGGACUUCCGGCGUAAUUCCAGCGGAUACGAGACCGACAGGUACGCCGGUCGGCUCGAACGAUUGGAGUCGAACGGCUUUCAGCAGAAGAACACCGCGGCAGGCUGUUACAGCCUGUUUGAUAACAGUCUGCUGUCGCUUCGAGAGAAUACCGAGUUCCAGAUCGCCGGCGAGUCCGUUCAGGAGAAGAUGAACUUCGCCUCAUCGAGGAUCGAGCCCGGGACGCCGGACAAUUACGGCGCGACCGAUCUCGACGUGAUGACCGCUAUCAGGAACAAUCGACGGAAUUCCGCAUCGUCCAGCUGCGAGCAGCGGCUGUCGUCGCACUACGUGAGCUCGAACGAGUCCGGCUACGACAGCGACGGGCCUCGCGGCGAAUUCGUCGCCGUCUCGGAGAACGAGGGCUCGAGUCUGAAGUGCAGUUCCGACACCAGCAGCGUCAUCGACUCGGAAGCGGAGAAACCCAUAAGGAGCUCGACGCCCAGCGAGUGUCAGGACGCUCGAGAUGUUCGGGACGUCGGCAAGACGAUCCGGCGGAGUUCCGACGCGAUCGACGACAAUCGAACGGACGCGGUGUCCUUGAUGAACAUCGACGGAAUCGACGGCCUCGGGUGGUACCGGAGCGGCUCCGGCAGAAUGUUGCCCAGCAUCCACGGGACCUUCGACGAGGACCUGACUGUCGCCGAGUUGGAGAACCCUCGGUUACCCGGUUGCGAUGAUAAGUUGCAUUUCCUGUCAGGCGCCUCGAAGAUACUGGACGUGUCGCCUCAUCGCAUGAGGCUACAGCAGGAUAAAACGAGGUUCCUAAGCGACAUCAUUCAGCCGUUGAAGAGGGUGCGUCGAUGUUGUGUGAUACAGUUACACAAGAGAGAGCCCAAGGAGAGCCUGGGGAUCCGACUGGCGCAGCAGAGACUGGGAGACCCGCGGUAUAUCAUCGUGCAAUUGGAAAGCGACGGCAUCGCUCACAGGGACGGCAGACUGAGGUUGGGAGAUGAGAUCGUCGAGGUCGAGGGUAAGGAGCUAAAGACGCUGGAGAGCCUUGAGGAGGUUCAGGAGUUUCUGAAAUCCUUCAGCGGUAAUACCAUACGUUUGACCACGGCUUACGAGGAGACGGUGCCGCAGAUGUACGAGGACAAUCCGCCGCUCACCUUAUCCAGUGAAUAUGAAUAUAUAGAAAACGCGAAAAAUCUCUCCAAUAUGUCGCUGAUCGACGUCGAAAUGAGUCACGCUUCGUCCAUUGAGAGGAAGCCCGCCGACAGCGGAGAGCGAGUCGAGUCCGUUCAGCUGAGAAAAAGGCCUAACUACCUGCCGCUCUCACGUUUAUCUCAAAAUCAAAAAGAUAGCAAUCCCGAGGAGGCCACAACGGAAUCGCAGCAUUACCUGACGAAACACGUGGCUAGGUUCGAAAAGGGUUACGGCAAGCCUAGUCUGGGCUUCAGUGUCGUAGGUGGCCGGGACAGCCCGAGAGGUGACAUGGGAAUCUUCGUCCGAAGAGUCUUUCCCGGUGGCCAGGCUGAUAUUUCUAGAUCGUUGUUCCAAGGUGACGAAAUCUUAAGUUUAAAUGGAAAAAUCUUGAAGGGACGCACGCAUCAGGAAGUCAUUGAAUUGUUUAAGACGGUGAGGGAAGGCAUCGUCGAGUUAGAAAUUAUGAGGAGACAUAGAUAUCCUAGAAGUACCUUGAAGAGUGCGCCGUACUAGAGAGUAUUAACGAGGAGGAAACUACCCACCGGAAGUGCUCCUUAGAUGUAGAUCUAAUUAUCGGUCACGGCAAACGGCGUUUUAGGAUUCUAGUCUGUCAGAAGAAAUCAGUGACUCUCGACAUGUAUUUCUUUUUUUCUUUCUCUCUCGUAAUUUAUUUCGCGCGGUAUCGCAACUGCCUAGUUAAUUAAGCUCGUAUUGGUUAUUAUUAUUGUAAUACAGAGAUAAUGGCGCACGCGAAAAAUAGCUUUGCCUCUUAUUAGGUGUUGCGUAAACAGCGCCCGUGUAUGUGCAGCAUUUCGUUGCUACUCUUUUAUUACUAAUGAAACACUUUAUCCGGGUCCGGGUUAUUUUCUCGCGUGCCACUCUGCAGUAUUUAUAAUUGGUAUUGUAACUCUUAUUAUUACCACGUAUCUUUAAAUUAAGAUUUCAUACGAAUAAUAUGUUACGAAGUGGAAUCCAUUGUA
Messenger RNA from Dinoponera quadriceps, 3806 nucleotides. RefSeq lists its product as uncharacterized. The record is from RefSeq and is a predicted model, not a curated record. Bases 367 to 3339 code for a protein of 990 amino acids. The transcript is spliced from 6 exons. Gene Ontology annotation, molecular function: protein binding. Lineage: Eukaryota; Metazoa; Arthropoda; Insecta; Hymenoptera; Formicidae.